AUGACUGCAGUUCCUCCCAAGCAGAAGGUGGUCGUGGUGGGCGCUGGGCCAGUGGGGUCCCUUGCGGCGCUGUAUGCGGCUUCCCGUGGUGAUGAAGUUGAAGUAUAUGAGCUACGCGGAGAUCUCCGCAAUCCCGAAACGGUGCCAUUGAACUUCACCAAAUCGAUCAACUUGGCCCUGUCAGAACGUGGCAUCAACUCCAUCAAACAGGCCGAACGAGAUGGGCUCGUCGAGAAUGUCCUCCGCGACACCAUCCCCAUGUAUGGCCGCAUGAUCCACGGCCGAGAGGGCGGAUCAUUGUGGGAGGCCGCUCAGGCCUAUGACGUGCACGGACGGGCUAUCAACGCGGUCGACAGGGGUACUCUCAACAAUGCCCUAUUGGAUGAACUAGAGCGGACUCCGAACGUGAAGCUAUUUUUCAAUCAUAAGCUGACGGGUGCUGAUUUCAGAAGCAACAAAGCAUGGUUUGAGCGUCGCAUCCCAGGCGAGACACCCCAGGCCGAUGCUCUGGGUGUGGCAGGUCGAGUGCCGGAAAUUGAAGUAUCCUUCGACUAUCUGAUUGGCGCUGAUGGAGCCCAUUCCGCCAGCAGAUUCCAUAUGAUGAAGUUUGCCCGAGUGGACUAUCAGCAAGAGUAUAUUGACACCUUAUGGUGUGAAUUCCGGAUCCCGCCCACCGAGGACGGCCAGUUUCGCAUCUCGCCAAACCAUCUCCAUAUCUGGCCAGGCAGAGAGUACAUGUUCAUCGCCAUUCCCUCUGCAGACAGAUCAUUCACAUGUACUCUCUUCGCCCCAUCAGCGUUCUACGCUUCCCUGGAGGGCUCGCCACAGAGCCUCCAGGCUUCGUUCGAUGAGUACUUCCCGGGCGUGUGUCCGGAACUCAUCAAGCCUGAGGCUCUCGCUGAGCAAUUCGCCAUCAAUCCGCAUCUUCCGCUGAUCAGCAUCAAGUGCAAGCCACACCAUUUCACCUCGAGUGUUGCGAUUCUCGGCGAUGCCGCACAUGCCGUCCUGCCUUUCUACGGACAAGGACUCAAUGCGGGCCUCGAAGACGUGCGGGUCCUUUUCGAGAAAAUGGAUCAGCACGGCGUCUAUGAUUCUGACUCUUCGGUGUAUACUCGCAGCGUUCGUCGGCAGGUGGCGUUCCAGGCGUACACGAACCAGCGCUGCGAGGACGCUCAUGCGAUCAAUGACCUGUCCAAGCAAAACUACCUGGAGAUGCGAUGGGGUGUGAAAUCUCCGUUGUACAAGGUUAGAAAGGCGGUGGAAGAGACUAUUGACCAGCGGCUGCCGUUCCUGGGUUGGAAGACCCAGUAUGCUCGAGUCAGCUUUAGCAACCAGCGGUACUCCGAUGUUGUGCGUGCUGUGCAGCAUCAAAGCGAGAUGCUAGGGUACGGUCUGACAUCCAGCUUGGUCGUUGGAUUAGGAGUGAUUUCGGUCCUCUUGUGGAAGCACCCGCCUGUGGGAGCUGCCAAAGACGUUUUCCAGCGAGUGGUUGAUUUGUGGAGGAAAUUCAUUGCAUGA
Molecule: messenger RNA, 1518 nt
Organism: Penicillium chermesinum
Lineage: Eukaryota; Fungi; Ascomycota; Eurotiomycetes; Eurotiales; Aspergillaceae
Gene: bna4
Product: kynurenine 3-monooxygenase
Exons: 3
Coding region: 1-1518 (505 amino acids)
Biological process (GO): L-tryptophan catabolic process; NAD+ metabolic process; quinolinate biosynthetic process
Cellular component (GO): mitochondrial outer membrane
Molecular function (GO): NAD(P)H oxidase H2O2-forming activity; FAD binding; kynurenine 3-monooxygenase activity
Source: RefSeq, a predicted model, not a curated record